UAAACGUGAGAGAGAGAGUCUUUGCUUAAAGAAAGAAAGAAAGAAAGAAAGAAUUGAAGCUGAAACAUGGAGCAGCUGUUGUUGUCUUUGCUGAAGCUUGUUUUCAUAUCUUUGGUAAUCCUAGUGUUUGUGUUAAAGGUGGUAGUGGUUCUUUGGUGGAGACCCAGAAAGAUUGAAAACCAUUUCUCAAAGCAAGGGAUCAGAGGACCCCCUUACCGUUUCUUCAUUGGAAAUGUCAAAGAACUUGUGUCCAUGAUGUUAAAGGCCUCCUCUCAACCCAUGCCUUUCUCUCACAACAUACUCCCUAGAGUCCUCUCCUUCUACCAUCACUGGAAAAAAAUCUAUGGUGCAACAUUUCUUGUGUGGUUUGGACCCACAGUUCGUCUCACCAUAGCUGAUCCAGAACUCAUAAGGGAAAUCUUCACCUCCAAGUCAGAAUUUUAUGAGAAGGUAGAGGCUCAUCCACUUGUUAAACAGCUUGAAGGUGAUGGCCUCCUAAGCCUCAAAGGAGAAAAAUGGGCUCACCAUAGGAAAAUCAUCACCCCCACUUUCCACAUGGAAAAUCUCAAAUUGUUGAUACCUGUGGUGGCCAAGAGUGUGGUGGACAUGUUGGACAAAUGGUCAGCAAUGUCAGUUUCUGGUGAGGUUGAAAUUGAAGUUUCCGAAUGGUUCCAAAACUUAACAGAAGAUGUCAUUACUCGAACAGCAUUUGGUUGUAGCUAUGAGGAUGGGAAAGCCGUUUUCCGACUACAAGCUCAACAAAUGAUGCUUGCUGCUGAUGUUUUUCAAAAAGUUUUUAUCCCUGGUUACAGAUUCCUACCCACAAAGAGAAACAUGAAUUCUUGGAAAUUGGAUAAGGAAAUCAAGAAAUCAGUAACAAAGCUUAUCGAACGCCGAAAAGAAAAUUGUUGUGGACAUGUAUCAGUGGAGAAAAGUCCCAAAGAUUUGCUGGGUCUAAUGAUUCAAGCAUCAAAUACAUCCCCAUCAUCAUCAUCAUCAUCAUCUUCAAAUUUCACAAUCCAUGACAUUGUGGAAGAGUGCAAGAGCUUUUUCUUUGCUGGCAAACAGACCACCUCCAAUUUGCUUACGUGGACAACUGUUCUUCUAGCAAUGCACCCACGGUGGCAGGUACAGGCACGUGAGGAGGUCCAAAGGGUGUGUGGAUCACGUGGUAUACCCACCAAAGAUGAUGUUUUAAAGCUUAAGACACUGAGCAUGAUCUUGAAUGAGUCCUUGCGAUUGUACCCUCCAACAAUUGCGACGAUUAGACGAGCCAAAGUUGAUGUUGACCUUGGGGCCUACAAGAUCCCACGCAGGACAGAGAUUUUGAUUCCAAUCCUAGCCAUUCAUCAUGAUCAAGCAAUGUGGGGCAAUGAUGCUAAUGAGUUCAACCCUGCUCGGUUCUCCGAAGGAGUGGCACGUGCCGCCAAGCAUCCGGUGGCAUUCAUCCCCUUUGGACUUGGGGUCCGCACGUGCAUCGGACAAAAUCUAGCUCUAUUGCAAGCAAAACUUGUGCUUGCUAUCCUAUUGCAACGCUUCUCCUUUAGGUUGGCCCCAAGUUAUCAACACGCGCCAACGGUGUUGAUGUUACUUUACCCACAAUAUGGUGCACCCAUCGUUUUCCAACCAUUGUCCCCUCCAGCGGUCCCCAAAGAUCAAGGGUCCUAAAUCUCUCCCAAUAUGUUACUGUCUAUAUAGAGGCCAAACAUUUUAGUGUGUGAGCAUGCUUAUGCUACAAAAAUGUUGAGUGACGAAAAUACCCAUCAUUCCCCUUCCCCUCCCUUCCCGAGAAUUAUUAUAGCAACUAAAAAGAGAUAUCUGCAAGAAAGAAAUAUCAUAUUUUGAUAUUUUCCCUUUACCUUUCCCUACUGACCUCCAUGCCCAUGGUUUUUUUUUUUUUUACUAUUUUACCCCCUCCCAAAAAAAUGUUGCCCUGGCAUGUAAGCUUUAUUUUAGUUUUAGGAUUUUUAGUAAAUGGCUAACAACUAGGUAGCUCAUCAUAUGUAUAUGUAUGUAUUGUAUAUUUUGUUCUAUUUCCUCACAGUUUUGUGAUAUUAUUAUGCUUUCAUGAAUAUUAAUUGGUUAUUUAUUGGU
Quercus lobata is the source of this 2094-nucleotide messenger RNA. RefSeq names its product Cytochrome P450 superfamily protein (gene BAS1). Bases 67 to 1668 code for a protein of 533 amino acids. The transcript is spliced from 5 exons. NCBI's taxonomy places the organism in Eukaryota, Viridiplantae, Streptophyta, Magnoliopsida, Fagales, Fagaceae. Gene Ontology annotation, molecular function: iron ion binding; monooxygenase activity; heme binding. Gene Ontology annotation, biological process: brassinosteroid homeostasis; brassinosteroid metabolic process. The record is from RefSeq and is a predicted model, not a curated record.